This is a messenger RNA of Coffea eugenioides, 1308 nucleotides long. Its product is annotated as E3 ubiquitin-protein ligase RING1-like. The transcript is spliced from 2 exons. Gene Ontology annotation, biological process: protein ubiquitination. Gene Ontology annotation, cellular component: cytoplasm. Gene Ontology annotation, molecular function: ubiquitin protein ligase activity. Bases 33 to 992 code for a protein of 319 amino acids. The record is from RefSeq and is a predicted model, not a curated record. Lineage: Eukaryota; Viridiplantae; Streptophyta; Magnoliopsida; Gentianales; Rubiaceae.
GUUUUCCAACUCGUCUUUCUUGGUUCUAAACAAUGUCUUCCGCCGGGGUUACGGUCGCCGACGGCGGCCCUCAGCUCUACUUCUGCCACCAGUGCAACCGCACCGUCACCAUCAUUCCUUCCCCUACUUCCGAUCUGAUCUGCCCCACUUGCCACUCUGGCUUCGUCGAAGAAUUUGAAAACCCUAAUAAUGCUUACCCUAAUCCUGCCUAUUCUCCCGACCCGUUUUUCUCCUCCGAUCCGGUGGGGUCAUUCUUGCAAGACCUCUUCGUCGGCCCGCAGCGAAACCCCGGUAGUUUGUUUACCGGGUCUCGGGUUUCGGGUCGAAGAUCUCAAUACGGGGCAGAAGAUUUUGACCCUUUUGCUUACAUUGUUAAUCACGUCUUGGCUCGUCGGAAUGCCGGCGAACAAUUCCAUUUCAUGUUUGGCGACGACCAUGCUGGCAUAGAAGGGUUUCAAUUCCCGGGGAGUAUUGGAGAUUACUUUUUGGGGCCAGGGUUUGAGCAAUUGAUUCAGCAGUUGGCCGAGAACGACCCCAACCGAUAUGGGACGCCGCCAGCCUCGAAAACUGCGGUGGAGGGAUUGCCGGAUGUUAAGGUGGAUGAGGGUAUGAUGAAAUCGGAGCUGGCGCAAUGCGCUGUUUGUAAAGAUGAUUUUGAGCUGGGUGUAUUGGUCAAGCAGAUGCCUUGUAAGCAUGUUUACCACAAGGAUUGCAUACUUCCGUGGUUGGAAUUGCAUAAUUCGUGCCCAGUUUGUCGGUAUGAGUUGCCUACUGAUGAUCCAGACUAUGAGAGCCGAGAGAGGAGUGGGUCAGGAGAUUCGAACGCUUCUUCUUCAGGGUCUGGAAGUUCUGGUGGGAAUUCGCAGGGGCAAAGGAGGGUAGAGAGAGUGCUUACACUUCCUUGGUCGUUGCUGCUUGGAGCUUUUGGGUCAACAGGCCAUACUGGGGGAUCAGAUUCUAGCAGGCAGCCUCAGAACAGGGACUCCAAUUAAAUAUGUUAUAGGAUUUACCCUGUUGGCUCAAUGGUUUGCUGCUGGUUCCAUGUCAGACGCUAUAAUGGUUGGGAUGGCUGAGUUUACUUCUAUAGUUUUGACGGACCACAGGAGGACACACAAUCACAAAUCGUGAUGGUUAUCAGACCUUUUUUUUCCCCUUGUCUGUCAUUUUCUUUAUCUUCCCUUGGUCUUUGCAUGACCAAAUCUUACAACUUUGUACAGUAAUAUCUAUAGGUUUGGUUCGUACCUAAUUACAAUGAUUUUGGUAUUAAUAUCGUAUGAUUAAGGGUGAGCCCCCAAGAUUUAAAUGCGA